This is a messenger RNA of Formica exsecta, 947 nucleotides long. Its product is annotated as cell wall adhesin EAP1-like. The record is from RefSeq and is a predicted model, not a curated record. The transcript is spliced from 4 exons. The coding region runs from base 40 to 873 and encodes 277 amino acids. Lineage: Eukaryota; Metazoa; Arthropoda; Insecta; Hymenoptera; Formicidae.
CGCAGUUGUUGGUUUGACGUAAAUCAAGACGCAUCAAAAAUGGAAAAGCAAAAUCGUUCCUUAGUGAUCAUCAUUUCUAUAGUUAUAUAUACUAUUAUUCAUUCAGGGGACGCAUUGCAAUGUUAUACCUGUAACUCAUUAGAAGAUCCUACUUGCGUGGAGGGACCAUACUCAAACGUUGAAGAAUGUGUGUCUUUGACAACUAUACCGUCAACUCCGACCACGACAGAAACAACCUCGGCUAAGACAUCUCCGACCACGACGAAAACAACCCCAUCUCAGACAACUCCGACUACACCGAAAACAACUCCGACUCAAACAUCCCCGACCACGCCGGAAACAACCCCGGCUCAGACAUCUCCGCCCCCGCCGGAAACAACCCCGGCUCAGACAUCUCCGACCACGCCGGAAACAACCCCGCCUCAGACAUCUCCGACCACGCCGGAAACAACCCCGACUCAAACAUCCCCGACCAUGACGGAAACAAUCGCGGCUCUAGAUGAGACAAGGAUGUUCAAUAAAAAACUGGAAAUUGAUGCAAAAGUACCAGAUCACUACAGAUUACGUAGAAGUAUUUUUCAACAUAGAAGCUCUUAUGUUCAAACAGACGCACCUAAUGAAGAAGAAUGGAAUUGUGCCGUAAUCGAACGUGAAUAUAACAAUACUGUGGUCAUCGAACGUGGAUGCGUUGCUGCGUCCUAUAAAUGUCCUGAAGAAGAGAAGUGUAAAAUUAAAAAAAAAUGCAAUUCAAAUAAAUGUAAUAAUGCUACCGCGGUAUCAAUUAAUAUGGUAACUUUGUCAUGGCUGAUGGUUUCAUGGGCGAUUGUAUUUAUUCUUGCAGAUUCUUAUCAAUUCUUAAGUAUUACAUUAUAACACGUUAUUUAUAAAAUAAUGUGUAUCUUAAUUUUUAUAAUCUUUUAUAUAAUAUAUAUAAUUUUAUUCAAUAA